Molecule: messenger RNA, 1943 nt
Organism: Rhododendron vialii
Lineage: Eukaryota; Viridiplantae; Streptophyta; Magnoliopsida; Ericales; Ericaceae
Product: mitochondrial carrier protein MTM1-like
Exons: 11
Coding region: 361-1623 (420 amino acids)
Biological process (GO): mitochondrial transmembrane transport
Source: RefSeq, a predicted model, not a curated record
AUAAAAAGUUGGUUUUGCAGCUUAAGGCUCCAUUCCACUAAAGUUUUUAUUUUACAAAGACAAAUUAUUCUUUGGCUUUUAAAUUAAAUUUUCCACAGCGGAGGGCCUAAUUCCAUGGAGCAAACCAAACGUAGCCCUAAUUCCAAGUCAGCUCUCUGCUUCUCUCGCCUCUCCGGCGAGCAUAUUUCAACUCUCUCUCUCUCUCUCUCUCUUCUACAAGGAUCUUGGAAAGCGCUUCAUGUUUUAGCUUCAGAAGCAAAUACCCAAAACUAAGAUCACAAGGUUAACCGACCUUUGAUCUAGUUUUGGGCGUAGAGAGAGAAACAGAGAGAACGGUUGAGGAGAUAGAGGAUCAAGUAGAUGGUAGAAGAAUCAGAGCAUACCCAGAAUCCAUGGGUGAUUAUAGAGCAAUGUUCAGGAGUUGCAAUCAUUGACACAGUGUCGUCGGUGUCCGUGAGGAGAGGGGGAAUUGAAGGUUCAAAUCCUGAACCUCACAGUAGUUCCAAAACCACUUCAGGUGGUCAAUUGGGUUUACUAGAGAGAGGCUUCUCUGCUGCAGGUGCCGCCAUCCUCUCGGCAAUCCUUGUCAACCCACUUGACGUUGUCAAGACAAGGUUGCAAGCGCAGGCUGCCGGAGUUCCUCAUACUCAUCCGCUAAGUAAUCUCACCAGUCGCAUGGCCCUUUUUGGACCGAACAUGAUAUUCAUUCAGAUGUUUGCAGAUCUAAGGUGUUCUCCUUCAUGUUCCCAUGCUGGAAUUCAUGGCACUGUAUCAAUUUGUCCUCCUGAUUGUUUCCGCUACAAAGGAACUCUAGACGUCUUCUACAAAAUCAUUCGACAGGAAGGAUUUGUGAGGCUAUGGAGAGGUACAACUGCAGGUCUGGCAUUGGCUAUACCUACUGUUGGGAUCUACCUUCCUUGUUAUGACAUUUUCCGCAACCAAUUGGAAGAAUUCACAGCCCAAAAUAUUCCAAGCAUGGUACCCUAUGCCCCUUUGAUGGCAGGUUCAUUGUCACGGUCACUAGCUUGCACAACUUGCUAUCCUAUUGAGCUGGCUAGAACCCGCAUGCAGGCAUUUAAGGAGGUUCAUCGAGGUAAGAAGCUUCCUGGCAUCUGGAAAACUUUACUCGAAGUUGUCUCUCAUGUCAAGAGCUCAAGUAACCUACAGAAAAACUUCUUUCUCAUUCCAGGGCAGAACUACCGUGCCCUGUGGACAGGCCUUGGCGCACAGCUUGCCCGUGACGUUCCUUUCUCUGCAAUCUGUUGGUCGACCCUUGAGCCUAUCAGAAGAAAACUCCUUAGUUUAACUGGUGAAGAAGCCAAUGCAGCUACAGUCCUUGGGGCGAAUUUUUCUGCUGGUUUUGUUGCAGGAAGCCUUGCGUCUGCGGCUACAUGUCCAUUAGAUGUUGCAAAAACCCGAAGGCAGAUAGAGAAGGAUCUUGCUAGGGCAUUGAGGAUGACAACGAGGCAGACGCUAAUGGAGGUGUGGAGGGAUGGUAGCAUGAAGGGACUGUUUACAGGAGUUGGUCCCCGUAUUGCUCGUGCUGGCCCUUCCGUUGGGAUUGUGGUUUCGUUUUAUGAAGUUGUGAAGUAUGUUCUACAUAAUCGCCAUGUAACUUCAUGACAAGUCCGGGUCUCUCUCUGUACAUGUUAUCCAAUUUUGGCUGUUAUCUGUUCCGUGACUCUUUGGUUGAUUAGAAUUGACUAUUCCAUCAGCAGAGCAAUGUUCUCGGCUCACUAAUUUCAUUCCUCUCGAAGUCAUGGUUUUCUGUGGAUUGAUUGGGAAGUCUAAUGGAAUCCGUUACAAGGCAUCAACUAAGAAACUGUUGAUCGUCUAAAUUUAUAUUUAGACGAUCAAAGAUGAAACCAGAAUCAUGGAAACGAAUUCGAGCUUCAAUGGUGCUAAUGCAAAACACCGAUGGUUUCUCUCUUCAUUAAGUCUAA